This is a messenger RNA of Didymosphaeria variabile, 687 nucleotides long. RefSeq lists its product as uncharacterized. The coding region runs from base 1 to 687 and encodes 228 amino acids. The record is from RefSeq and is a predicted model, not a curated record. Lineage: Eukaryota; Fungi; Ascomycota; Dothideomycetes; Pleosporales; Didymosphaeriaceae. The transcript has 2 exons.
AUGGAUGCGGCUCCGAAUUGUGCAAUCUGUAAUGCGCCCGCGUAUCCAGAAUGUCCCUGCGAGUCGGAGCGCCUGCAGAUCGCGGUCAAGCAGGCUGAAAACCGCGCCAUGGAAGAGAAGCUGACCGAGAUACGAGACUGGGUGAUAUCGCACGCGCGCCAGCACAUUCUGAACCAGUUCAAACGACUCGCGUCGACGCGCGAAGCCCAGCACUCGGCCUACCUCGCGACCCUGCCCAACUAUAGCGUUUACAUGCAGUAUUCAGGUCACCCGCCAAUACAUCCCAUAUACAUCGAGACCCUCCAGCGCCAGAUCGCCGAGGCGCACGCUGAUUUAAAGCGGGGCAUCGAUGCCGACUGGCGCGCCUCUGUGCUCCGUUACCCAGACGUGCUCGAUUACUUCUACGGUCUGGUUCAGUUGAAACUACCGGACGAACGCUCAUCGCGGGUCGUGGAACCUCCGUUUGCCGCCGCGGGAUAUGCGGAUAGAGGGUUUGUGAGCCACAUAGCGAAGGAGAAGAAAAAGAAGAGAAGAGACAGCUCUUUGGCACCACCAGAAAGAGGAAUGCAUAGGGACGAACCCCCGAUGCAUGCAGUCCUGGGUCGAGUGAGAGGCCCACCGGCUGCGCCCACGCCUCCCAUCGGCGGCGGAUAUCCUCGACCACCACCCGUGUAUCCUGGGUACUGA